CUUUCUGGCUAACGUUGUGCCCCAAUGCUCGGCUACCUGGCAGCGGCUGCUCUAUGUCUAGCAGCGGUGUUGCUCAUGCGGCUGGAUCACUUGCCGCUCGUUGAUAUUCCUGGGCUGGGUUAUAUUUUCCCCCAGCAAUGCGAGCUCAGCGAAGGGAGACUGAUGAGCAAAGAAGAGCUGUCCGUCUAUGAUGGGGGUCCUGGGAGCUCUGGCAUUUACCUUGCUAUUUUAGGGCAGGUUUUUGAUGUUCAUAAGGGGAGCAAGCACUAUGGCCCGGGGGGCUCAUACAGCUUUUUUGCAGGUAAAGAUGCCUCUCGAGCUUACAUGACUGGUGACUUCACCGAAAAGGGUCUUGUAGAUGAUGUGACAGAGCUGUCACCUUUGCAAAUGCUACAUCUUCAUAACUGGCUUUCCUUCUAUCAGCAGAAUUAUAUUACAAUAGGCAAGUUGACAGGAAGAUUUUAUGAUGAAAGUGGAAACCCAACAAAAGCUCUAGAGGAUGCCUUGAAAGUAAUUGAUAUUGGCUUAAAGUUAAAGGAAGAGAGAGAGGAGGAGAACAAGCAAUUUCCACCGUGUAAUUCUGAAUGGAGCUCUGAAAGUAAAAGAGUUUGGUGUUCUAAAAACAGUGGGGGAAUACAACGGGACUGGGUUGGUGUCCCCAGGAAGAUGUAUACAGCAGGCACCAAUGGCUACCGCUGUGUGUGUGUGAGGAAUUUUGGUCCUCCAUCAGAGCAGCCAGACUCUACGGAACACAAUGAUCGAGGGGAUCUGGACAAUCCCAUGCUACAUGAAUAUGAGGACUGUAACCCCCUUUUUGAGUGGUGUUUCUUGAAGAAUGGGACUUAAUUAUUUUAAGAGCUGGAAUAUAUUUUUUCACAUAUCUGCACUCAGUGGUCAAGAGGACACUAUAUUUUUUUUUUCUUUAAAUCUCUACAUACAUAUAAAGCCUUGUUAUUUUUUCUGUUAUGUAACUGUAUUCUUUUGUGUUGUACAGGAUUUAUGUUCUGUAAUGCCUGGGACCUGGGCUUUCCUAGUUAGAAUAAAAAAUUGUUACAAGC
Molecule: messenger RNA, 1058 nt
Organism: Xenopus tropicalis (tropical clawed frog)
Lineage: Eukaryota; Metazoa; Chordata; Amphibia; Anura; Pipidae
Gene: cyb5d2
Product: cytochrome b5 domain containing 2
Exons: 4
Coding region: 25-846 (273 amino acids)
Cellular component (GO): extracellular region
Source: RefSeq, marked provisional